Messenger RNA from Polychytrium aggregatum, 3124 nucleotides. RefSeq names its product Piwi domain-containing protein. The coding region runs from base 94 to 2892 and encodes 932 amino acids. The transcript has a single exon. The record is from RefSeq and is a predicted model, not a curated record. Gene Ontology annotation, molecular function: protein binding; RNA binding. Lineage: Eukaryota; Fungi; Chytridiomycota; Chytridiomycetes; Polychytriales.
AUCUGCUCCCCCCCCCCAGGAACCCCUCCCUUUCUCCAGCACACACCGCUGCGCAACUUUUAAGCCCCAAGCAGGCACCGCCUCCCCUACAUAAUGUCCAGCUCCUCUGUGGCCCUUACAGAGCUGCCUACCCGCCCCGGGUUUGGCACCACGGGCCGCCUCUCGAAGGUGAAGGUCAACAUCUUCCGCAUUUCCAACUUCCUGACCAACAACGUCUUCCAGUACGACGUUGCCAUCACCCCGGAUAUCCCCGAGAUCGACGUCUCUCGCCGUCUCUUCAAGCUUGUCGAGGCUCAGCUUCCCAAGACUGGCAACGCCAGUGGCCGAAACGUCCCGUUUGUGAUGGUUUUCGAUGGCCGAAAGAUCGCCUAUUCCAACGCCAGCCUGCCCGAUCCCUCCUUCUCGAUCGAUGUCGUCUUCAACGCCAACGCCGAGAGCGAGGUCGAAGCCCUUGCGUCCCUCCCUCUACCCGAGUCUGAUCGUCCGAUGUCUGGUGGUGGCGGUGGCGGUCGAGGUGGUCGAGGUGGCGGCCGUGGCGGCCGUGGUGGUGGUGGUGGUGGUCGUGGUGGCGGUCGCGGCGGCUUCUCGAGCGGCCAGUCCUCGGCCGCCCCCUCUCCUCAGCGCCAAGUCCCGACUCCGGCUCCCAAGAAGCCCACUGGCGAUGUGCACGCGAUGGGCAAGAAAUACACAGUGACCAUCAAGCAGGUUGCCGUCGUCAACAUGCACGAGCUCGCCCUGUUUGUACAGCGCCAGGCAGCCAUGAGCGAAAACAUUUCCCAGGCCAUGUCUGCCAUCAGCGUCGUCCUCCGCCACGUGCCCGGACAGAAAUUCAUCUCGGUCCGCAACAACUUUUUCUCGCCCUACAGCCGCAUCGGUAUCUCCCAGGGCCUCGAAAUCUGGCGCGGCUACCACCAGUCGCCGAUCGCAAUGCUCUCGGGCCACCUUGGCAUCAACAUCGAUGUGGCCGCGGCUGUGUUCCGAACCGGCGGCCGAAACCUGGUCGAUCUGGCUACGGAGCUGAUGGGCUGUGGAAGCCCGCAGGAGAUCCCUCGUGUCCGUGACUUCCUCAAGCUCCUCCGCGAACUCUUCAAGAACGCCAAGGUCCAGAUCUGCCACCGCGGUGAUACUGUUCGCCGCUACCGCAUCAAGGACUUUCUUCGCCAGACCCCGAAGGAGUACACCUUCACUGCCGAUGCCGAUGGAAAGCAGGUCAAAACAAACAUCCAGGAGUACUUCAAAAAGCAGUACAACUACACCAUCCAGUACCCGUACCUGCCCUGCGUUCAGUCUUCGAGCGCGCGCAGCGUCUUCCCGAUGGAGUGCCUGAUGCUGACUCCUGCCGAUCGCUUCAUGAAGAAGUUGAAUCCGGACCAAACUUCGGAUAUGAUUCGCGCCACCGUGCAGAAGCCGGCGGCCCGCAAGCGAGAUAUUGACAAUGCCGUCACAAGCAUUCUCAAGUACAACGACAACGCCUACAUGAAGGCGUUUGGUCUCUCGGUCGAUCCCAAUAUGACCGAGGUUGAGGCUCGCAUCAUCCCUCCUCCCGGCCUGGUCUUUGCCAAGAGCAAGACCCUCAACCCUCGCGAGGGCUCUUGGCAGCUGCGCGAUGUCCAGUUUGUCGAGGCCAUCACCAUCGACAGCAUGGCAUUCGUUUGGUACGCCCGCAAGAGCAUCGAGGAGGCUCAAGCCAUUGCUAACGAUCUGGUUAGCAAGUGGAAGAAGACCCUCAACAUCACGAUCAACAAGCCGCCUCCCGUUGUCCUCAUGAACCCCUACGGCGAGAGCGGAGACGUUGGCCAGAACGUGAGGGCGGGCCUGCGCCGUGCCUUCACCGACGCCCAGGAUGUCUACAAGAACAAGCCCAAGAUCAUCGUCUGCGUGAUUGAAAAGGGCAGCAAGGGCAUCUACGAGCAGAUCAAGUACUGCUCGCUGACCGAGGCCGGCAUCGCCACCCAGUGCAUCCUCAGCUCCAACAUCUUCUCGGUGGAUCGUGUCAAGGACCAGUUUGCCGCCAACGUGGCCAUGAAGAUUAACAUGAAGCUCGGCGGCAGCACCAACCGCGUCACCCAUCUCCCGCUGAUGGACAAGCCCACGCUGCUCGUGGGCUGCGACGUCACGCACCCCCCUCCCGGGUCCGCCGCCCCCUCUAUUGCGGCUCUGGUCGGCUCCGUCAACCGAUUCGGCACAUACUUCCGCCCGGCGAUCCGCACCCAGUCGUCGCGUGUGGAGAUUGUGGCCGAGAUGGAGCAGAUGAUGGGCGAGCUGAUUGACGCCUUUGUCAAGAGCAACUCGCAGCCCGGUCGCCCGCCCGUGACCCCUCAGCGCAUCAUCUUCUACCGUGAUGGCGUUUCCUUUGGCCAGUUCAAGGAAGUGAGAGAGAAGGAGAUUGCUGCAAUCAAGGCCGCCCUGGAGAAGAGAAAGAUUGAACGAUGCGCCAUCACCUUUAUCAUCUGCCAGAAGAGACACCACAUCCGUUUCUUCCCGCCCGAAAACAGCAACGACCGGGAUCGCAGCGAAAACUCUCUGCCCGGCACCAUCGUCGAGAAGGACGUCACCCACCCCUCCGAGUUCGACUUUUAUAUGCUGUCGCACUCGGGUCUCCAGGGAACUUCGCGCCCGACGCACUACCACGUCAUCUUUGACGAAAACAACGUCAAGCCCGACGAUCUGUACGCCCUCACGUACAACCUGGCCCAUCUGCCCGGUCGUGCCACGCGCAGUAUCAGCAUUGCCUCGCCGGCCUAUUUUGCCCACCACCUCGCCGACAAGGCCAAGCUCCUCCUGCAGGGCGACUUUAGCGAUCUCUCCAGCAGCGGCCGUGGCGGCGAAGAUAUCGUUCCCAAGCUCUCGCUGCUCACCACAGGCCUUGCUGGCACUAUGUUCUUUAUGUGAGCGUGUGCCCACCGGCAUGCCGAAAUUUAUGUGAAGCAACCGCGGGCUCUCCAAACAGUCACUCGAAUGAUCAGUACAACUUUCUCUCCGUCGUCCCUUCCUUCUUUCGGGUGGCUUACGAUCAUGCAUGUUUGUGCUUUCUUUACUUGCUCCCUCCGGAACGUCCCCAAUUCGUGAAUGGCGACUGACUUCAGGAUAUCGAAUAAAACCAGUGCUGUCCGUGUAUCCCCGG